AUGGUUAAUCGUAGAUUACUCUGGGUACUAGAACAAAAUAAUUUAUUGGCACCAGAACAAAGCGGAUUUCACCAAAAUAGGUGCACAGCUGAUAACCUGAUAGACCUAGAAUCCGAAAUAAGUGAAGGUUUUGCCAAUAAACAAGAAUGUAUAGCCGUAUUUAUGGAUAUCACCAAGGCAUAUGACAUGGUUUGGAAACACAAUAUAACCUCAAAACUACAAAAGUGGGGUCUAGGAGGGAACAUUCUACACUUCAUAAAAAAUUUCCUGACAGACAGAUACUUCCAAGUGAGAGUAGACAGAAGCCUAUCAGCUAAAAAACUACAGAAGAACGGGAUUCCACAAGGGUCUACAAUAAGUACCACUCUAUUCCUGAUUGCUAUCACCGAUAUUCUUGACAAAUGCUCUCCGCUAAUCAAAGGAAGAUUAUACGCCGAUGAUUUAGUACUAUUUGCAAAAGGGAAAAAUAUAACCACUAUCCAAAUGCAUUUACAAACCGUACUCGAUAACCUAAGCAACUGGUCUAACACCAACGGAUUGAAAUUCUCGGAAACUAAAACAAAAUGUAUUCUCUUCUCCAGAAAGUACAUACAAGAAAAACCUAACUUAAUCUUGAAUGGUCAAAAUUUAGAGUUCGUAGAAUAUAUAAAAUUUUUGGGCAUAACUUUUGAUAAAAAACUCACCUGGAAACAACAUAUUGACUACCUUAAGAAAGUCUGUCAAAAUGGUCUGAAUCUAUUGAAAACAAUUGCCAGCCAUAAAUGGGGCGCGGAUUCCACCUGUCUGAUAAAUCUAUAUAAGGCCCUUAUAAGAUCAAGGAUCGACUACGGCUCCAUAGUUUAUGCAUCAUGCGAGAAAACACACCUCAAGCAACUUGACGUAUUAGAAAACACUGCACUAAGAAUCGCCACCGGCGCAUUUCGAACAACACCGAUAGAGAGUCUCCACUGUCUAACUGGAGAACCACCCCUUAGACUGCGAAGAAUUCAACUUAGCAUAACCUACGCAACAUCAGUAUUAUCAAAUAGAAAUAACCCAGUUAAUUACAACAUCAAAACAGACCGCUUUAAAAAUUUAUUCGGAAACAAACAAACAACGAUUCCCUUCUACGAAAGAAUUCGCCAAUACACAAACAUCUUGACAAUUGAACUACCAGUUUUCUUUCCAAUCAAUAUAAAAACUCCUCCCCCUUGGAUAAUCCCUAUUCCUACCAUCAACGUUAAUUUGAGUUACUACAAAAAAGAGGAAACAAAUCACCCCCUGAUAGUUCAAUCAUUUCACACCCUCGUUGAAGAAAACCUCAAAGAAUACCAUCUUAUGUACACUGACGCAUCCAAAACACCUAAUGGCAUAGGAGCAGCAGUUAUACUAGCAAACGAAAAUUUUGCAUUUAAGCUAUCUCCUCACAAUAGCGUCCACACUGGCGAACUUUAUGCCAUAUUUCAGGCAUUAACAAUCGCCAGUAGAUAUGAAUAUAAAAAAAUUGCAAUAAUUACUGAUUCUAUGAGCUCCAUCAACACCAUUAAACAACUCUUUCCCAAACACCCACUAGGUUCCCUCAUUAAAACCCAACUAUACCUCCUCCACCAAUCCAAAGCGUGCGUCCAAAUUAUCUGGGUCCCAUCGCACACCAAUAUCCCAGGAAACGAAAAAGCGGAUCAAUACGCCAGAGAAGCAGCAGAUAACAACAAAGCAACAAUUGUGCGCGAAGUGAUGGUCAGUGAUUUCAAAGCGGUAAUAAAAGCGAAAGCUCAGUGUAAGUGGCAAAGUGAGUGGAACAAGUCGCAGUCAAUAUUGAAAACCAUCAAACCAUACGUUAAACCAUGGAAAGGUAGCCCAAAAAGUCGCGCAGAUCAAAUAAAAAUCGAUCGCUUAAGGCUAGGUCACACUAAAGCAACACACUCCCAUCUAUUUAAUAGAGAAAACCCACCGAUAUGUGAAACUUGUAACGAGAACCUUAAUGUUGAACAUUUAUUGUUAAACUGUCGAAAGUACAGAAAUGAAAGAAUACUUAACAAUUUUCCAGACAAUAUAACCACCUUACUCAAUGAAAAUUGUAAUAAUGCAAACAUAAUUAAGUAUUUGAAAGACACCAAAUUAUAUCACAAACUAUAA
This is a messenger RNA of Diorhabda carinulata, 2115 nucleotides long. RefSeq lists its product as uncharacterized. Gene Ontology annotation, molecular function: nucleic acid binding; RNA-DNA hybrid ribonuclease activity. Lineage: Eukaryota; Metazoa; Arthropoda; Insecta; Coleoptera; Chrysomelidae. The coding region runs from base 1 to 2115 and encodes 704 amino acids. The transcript has a single exon. The record is from RefSeq and is a predicted model, not a curated record.